CUCUGUUCAGGGUGACCCUGAUUUAUCUGGGUGCUAUGGGGGGGAUGUGGUUGCCUGCGAAAUUCACACCCCCUCCCCCAUAUACCUGUCACAUCAAUGGGGAAACUGCAGUACCGUGCAAAAGCAGGGUGGUGGGAGCAUUGUGGGGCUCCCCCCCAGCACAGCUAGAUGCCGGGGGCUUGCACCCCACUGCCCUGCAUGCUCUGGGGGUGCCACACACCCCACAGACCCCAUGGGGAGGGGUGUCGCUCAGCAUCCCCCAAAAUCGGGGGCACCCUCAGCCCUGGGAGGGGUGAAGGGUCCCCCAGUUACACUGGGCUGCCCAGGGUCCGGCUGGAGCUUGUCUCCCGCCCCGUGGCUCUGCCCACGGGGUCCCCACUGGUGGCACGUCAUGGCGAGGGGCUGGGCCGCGCGGGGAGGACCCCCGGGGACGGCUGCCCUGCUGCAUCCCCCAGCUCCCCCCAUCCCCUCCCUCCGCGGGGCAGAGAUCUGGGGCUGGAGGCAGGGACAGGACCGGGCCCUGCAGCCCUUCUUCGCGGGGGGCGGCGCACGGCCCGGUGGCGUGGGCAUCGGCGGAGCAAAGCCUGCGCGGCGCGGGGGGCGGGGGGCCCACGGGACAAGUGGCAUCGCCCGUGGCCGUGGCCGUGGCCUUGCCGGCUCGCCCGGCUCUGGAUGGAAGCGAGCUGCGUGCAGGCUGCCAUGGCUCUGGGGCUCUCCUCCAAGAAAGCCUCCUCCAGAAACGUCGCCGUGGAGAGGAAAAACCUCAUCACCGUCUGCAGGUUUUCAGUGAAGACCCUGCUGGAGAAAUACACGGCAGACCCCAUCGAUGACUCCUCUGAGGAGUUUGUUAACUUUGCUGCCAUCCUUGAGCAGAUCCUCAGCCACCGCUUUAAAGGGCCCAUCAGCUGGUUCAGCUCGGACGGGCAGCGCGGGUUUUGGGACUACAUCCGCCUGGCCUGCAGCAAGGUCCCCAACAACUGCGUCAGCAGCAUCGAGAACAUGGAGAACAUCAGCACCUCCAGGGCCAAGGGCCGGGCCUGGAUCCGCGUGGCACUGAUGGAGAAGCGCAUGUCCGAGUACAUCUCCACGGCCCUGCGGGACACACGGACCACCAGGCGGUUUUAUGACGAUGGGGCCAUCAUGCUGCGGGAGGAGUCCACAGUGCUCACGGGGAUGCUCAUUGGGCUCAGCGCCAUCGACUUCAGCUUCUGCCUGAAGGGCGAGGUGAUGGACGGUAAAACGCCCGUGGUCAUUGACUACACACCCUACCUGAAGUUCACCCAGAGCUACGACUACCUGAGCGAGGAGGAGGAGCGGGGCAGCGUGGAGAGCAGCACGAGCGAGGACAGCUCCCCCGAGCACCCCUACCUGCCCCUGGUCACCGAUGAGGACAGCUGGUACAACAAGUGGCGCAAGAUGGAGCAGAAAUUCCGCAUAGUUUACGCCCAGAAGGGGUACCUGGAGGAGCUGGUGCGGCUGCGGGAGUCGCAGCUGAAGGACCUGGAGGCGGAGAACAAGCGGCUAAAGCUGCGGCUGGAGGAGGUGAUGGUGCAGAAUCAGCUGGAGAAGAGGGAGCUGGAGGGCAUCAUCCUGGAGCUGCAGGAGCAGCUGACGGGGCUGAUCCCCUGCGAGAACCCGCAGCUGGCCCAGCUCUCCAAGGAGAUGGUGACACCGCUGGUGAACCAGUGGCCCUCGCUGGGGACCCUCAACGGCAACGAGAGCGGCUCGGACAGCAAACUGUACAGGAGACACAGCUUCGUGAGCACUGACCAGCUCUCGGCCGAGAACAGCCUCAGCUCCGACUCUCAGCGCCUGGGCGAGGGCAAGCGCGAAGGCGAGCCCUGGGGGCCCUUGGGGAAGGACCCCACACCCUCCAUGCUGGGGCUCUGCGGCUCCCUGGCCUCCCUGCCGAGCUGCAAGUCCCUGGCCAGUCUCAAGUCCAACGAGUGCCUGGUGAGCGACAGCGCAGAAGCCAGCCCGACCCGCAGCCCCAGCUGAGACCCCCGGCCCCCUCGCUGCCCCGCGGCCUGGCUGCCCAGCCCACCGUUGCAUCAGAGGACUGACCUUGUCCCCCCCCUUGCCACCCUGGGACCACCAAGGGACUCGCCGAACCCACUGUGGGGGGCUGGGGAUGGGCAUCCCCCUCCCCAACACCCCACCCUGGCUGCACCUUGGACCCCAGGCCCAGUCGCUGGCUGGAGACAUGGACCUGUUGGGAAGGGGGAUGUGGGAAUCAGGACCCCUGCGAGCUGGGGAUGGCGGGGGGAACAGACUGUGCCAUGGGGGACACAGGGGCAACUGCUGCUGGGGAGCAAGGGAGAGGGGUCAGGACCAAAGCCCCUCCAGGGGUGAGGGCCUGGGCACAGCCCCCGUGUCCGUCCUGCUCAGCCCACGGGCAUCGCUCUUCCCGGGGCGCACACCUGGGCUGUGCCUGUCCUCCAGGGCCCAGCUCCCCAGACCCCCAGGUGCUGCAGGGGGGCUGGGCUGUCCCCCCCUUUGGGGACCAGGUGUCCUUCUCGCAGCAGCAUCCCCACAACAGGGUCAGACCCCUCCCAGCUCCUUCCCAUCCUCCCCAGGGUUUCAGGUUGGUUUGGGUGAUAUUGGUUUUUAAUUCAGCCCCAUCUGCUUUGUUGAAGCAAAAGGAAUCAAUAAAUGCAGCAAGCUGA
Messenger RNA from Columba livia (rock pigeon), 2666 nucleotides. It is a transcript of the gene RUNDC3A, whose product is annotated as RUN domain containing 3A. The transcript is spliced from 11 exons. Bases 169 to 1998 code for a protein of 609 amino acids. The record is from RefSeq and is a predicted model, not a curated record. Lineage: Eukaryota; Metazoa; Chordata; Aves; Columbiformes; Columbidae.